Molecule: messenger RNA, 1657 nt
Organism: Notothenia coriiceps (black rockcod)
Lineage: Eukaryota; Metazoa; Chordata; Actinopteri; Perciformes; Nototheniidae
Product: gap junction Cx32.2 protein-like
Exons: 1
Coding region: 32-781 (249 amino acids)
Biological process (GO): cell-cell signaling
Cellular component (GO): connexin complex
Molecular function (GO): gap junction channel activity
Source: RefSeq, a predicted model, not a curated record
CUGUCUUUGUCUUUUCUCGUAGGCCGUCAUCAUGGGGGAGUGGUCCUUCCUGUCGGAUCUGUUGGACAAGGUGCAGUCCCACUCCACUGUAGGGGGGAAGGUCUGGAUGAGUGUUCUUUUCCUCUUCAGGAUCUUCAUCCUGGCUGCUGGCGUAGAUAAAAUAUGGGGCGACGAACAAUCCAACAUGGACUGUAACACCGGGAGCGUUGGCUGCAAGAACACCUGCUACGAUCGAUACUUCCCCCUUUCUCACACGCGCUUCUGGGUCCUCCAGAUCCUCAUGGUCUCCACUCCAGCCGUCAUGUACCUGGGCCAUGUCCUGCUGGUAAUUCGCAGAGAAAACAAGCUGAGGAGGCGCAUCGAGCAGAAGCUAGGUCAAAUCGGGAUGAAUAAAGCUCCAAAGUAUUCAGACGAAUUCGGCCAGGUGCAGCUGAAGGGCGUCCUGCUGGUCAGCUACUUGAUGCAGGUGCUGUUCAAGAUCCUGUUGGAAGUGGCCUUCAUUGUAGGCCAGUACUACCUCUACGGCUUCAUACUAAUGCCUCUUAAGAUCACAUGCUCUGAAUACCCCUGCCCAUCACAGGUGAACUGCUUCAUAAGUCGUCCCACAGAGAAAACCAUCUUCAUCGUCUUCAUGUUGGCGAUGGCCGUCCUCUCGGUGAUCCUCAACAUCAUCGAGAUGUUCCACCUGAUGAUCUCAAAGGUGAGGGGGAGGAAAAGAAGAAGCAGUGGCUCGGAGGUGUUAAUCCAACUGAAGGAGUCACAGCGUGUUGAAAGACUGUGAGCGGAGAGCUUUUUGGAACUUUGCUUCAAUGGUGUUAUACAUAAGGUUUGAAUCACAGCCAGUUUUACAACUUGCAUCUCCGGCACCAACUGUCAUAUUUUUUUUAUUUCAAGCUCUUCAUAAAUCAGUUCUGCUGGAAGUAGCAGGAGAGAUGUAUCAAAUGACAUUAUCCGAUUCAAGAACAUGGAAUGCGGAGUUGUGCUUUAGUGAAACUUGAAUAAUAAAUAGGAUAAGAACUUUAUUGACACGAAGAAUGUUUGUUUUGCUUUUUAGACCCCAAAAAUCUCCAAUAUAUUGCAGUUUUAUAAAAAAAAUGUAGUUCAUCAAUAUACCCAGAACAUUUCCAUUGGUUUUCUCAGUGUCACCUGUAACAUAUGUCCAGAUGUUGUUUAUUAGUAUGAGUGGCCUGUCUUGGACCAUAGGAACAACAUGUAUGCAUUUUGAAAACAGGCCAAGUUCCCCUUAAGUUAAGAGUUAAUGGUUGUUUUCUACAUCUUGUGCUAGACAAUGUUUUUUCUUUUGGUCUUAUCCCAGUGCUUGGUAACAUGCAACAAAAACACGUGAAAAAUCGUGAUUGGUAUUUUCUUUCUGAGAAUCACUAAAAUACAUAUUUAAAAAAUACAAUUACAAAUGUAUCACAUUACCACAGCUUUGGCUCAGCAGCAGUUUUUGCUGCAAUACUAUCACAAUAAUAUUAUCCGAGACCGUGUGAUUGUAGAUUGAUUUUUUUUUGUAAUUCUUUAUUCUGUCUCAAUUUGAUCAAAUGUUUUGUUUUAUUAUAAUUACGUUGUGUCCCUUUUGUGUAUGUUAUUCUUUAUUGUUUGGAAUGUGGACUCUAUUUGCAGCAUGUGAUAAUAAACUUUAUCUCAUUCUGAA